Messenger RNA from Pelodiscus sinensis (Chinese soft-shelled turtle), 1907 nucleotides. It is a transcript of the gene MAPRE2, whose product is annotated as microtubule associated protein RP/EB family member 2. Gene Ontology annotation, molecular function: microtubule binding. The record is from RefSeq and is a predicted model, not a curated record. Lineage: Eukaryota; Metazoa; Chordata; Testudines; Trionychidae.
CCGUGUGGGGGUGGCAGCGCGCGCCAAUGCCGGGACCUACCCAAGCGCUGUCCCCAAAUGGCGAGAACAACAACGACAUCCUGCAGCAGGAUAACGGGACCAUCAUCCCCUUCAGGAAGCACACGGUGCGCGGGGAGCGCUCCUACAGUUGGGGAAUGGCGGUCAACGUGUAUUCUACCUCUAUAACUCAAGAGACUAUGAGCAGACAUGACAUCAUUGCAUGGGUUAAUGACAUAGUAGCUUUAAACUACACAAAAGUCGAACAACUUUGUUCAGGAGCAGCUUACUGCCAGUUCAUGGACAUGUUGUUCCCAGGGUGCAUUAGCUUGAAGAAAGUAAAAUUUCAGGCAAAGCUGGAGCAUGAAUAUAUUCACAAUUUCAAACUUCUGCAAGCAUCAUUUAAAAGAAUGAAUGUGGAUAAGGUGAUUCCAGUGGAGAAAUUGGUGAAAGGGCGCUUCCAAGACAACUUAGAUUUCAUCCAAUGGUUCAAGAAGUUUUUUGAUGCUAACUAUGAUGGUAAAGAGUAUGAUCCUGUGGAGGCUCGACAAGGACAAGAUGCUCUUCCCCCACCGGAUCCUGGUGAACAGAUCUUUAACUUACCAAAAAAGUCACAUCAUGCAAACUCCCCCACAGCAGGUGCUGCUAAAUCCAGUCCGGCUUCUAAACCAGGGUCCACACCUUCUCGUCCAUCGUCAGCAAAAAAAGCCACGCCAAGCAGCUCAGCAUCCAAAUCAGAUAAAGAUUUGGAAACACAAGUCAUACAACUCAGUGAACAGGUACAUUCAUUAAAACUUGCACUUGAAGGUGUGGAGAAGGAAAGGGAUUUCUACUUUGGAAAAUUAAGGGAGAUUGAACUUCUCUGCCAAGAACAUGGACAAGAAAAUAAUGAUCUUGUCCAAAGGCUAAUGGAAGUUCUUUAUGCUUCAGAAGAACAUGAGAGCCACACAGAUGAGCAUGAAAGCGAGGAGCCAGUUCAUGAACAGCCCCAGCAGCAGGAAGAAUACUGACCCGUCCAACAUCUGUGACAAUUUUCAUUGUGUGGGGACUUUUUUUCUGGAGAAAGGAACGUGUGUGGCCUCAAACUCGAAAUCAGUCACUCCCAGUCUGCCAUUAACAUUUAUGUAUCAUAGUGAGUGCCAGCAAGCCACUGCAUUCUGUACCUAUAUUUUGCCAAGAUGCAUUUGCAGAAGUCUUCUUUCAGUGUUUCUACCUGAGAGGUGGUAGGACUUACCUCACCUACGGUUCCAUCACUGCAACUUCACCACUUGGCUGCUUGAGAUUUGUUCUGCUUUUUAAAAAAUAUAUAUAUUUAUUUUUUCUUUUUGUCUUAAGUAUGAUGCAUUUGUAAUUUGUUCUAAAAUGUUUAUAUUGGCAUCUCUUGUGGCAAGAAGUCCUGUACCACGAGAUGUGUUUGUCACUUGGUGGUGCUUUGGUAUUUUCAAAUAUAUCUGCCUUGGGGCAUAAAUUUGGUCAAAAAAUUGGAACAAAAAGAUAAAUCAGAAGUGAUACUCAAGCUAUAAUGAUGUGUGUGUUUGUAGAGGAAAAAGGCUUAUGUGACUCACAUCUUUCCUACUUUAUCUUCACAAAACAGACGGUCAAAGAAAAAGUUUCUCUAAUAAAGAUUUAAAACCCCCUAAGUGUUUUACACCAAAGCAUGUAAGAAAGCUGCACAAUAGGUUUUCUUUUAGAAGAUACUUAACUGUUUGAAACUCCUCUCAAUUUCCUGACUUUUCCACAGAAGCUUUCCGAGCUUCUUUCUUUUGAAGGGCCUGUAUAUUAGAAAUUCUGUCUGCCUGCAGCUCAGACCUGAUUCAGGAAACAACAAUUCCCUCUCUCCUGCAAUUGCAUCUGCAGAAUGCCUUGUAUUCUGCCUCCUUCUCUUUUCUCCCCCCCCCCCCCCCCCCCCC